UACAUGUGACACUUGCAACCAAGUAGUCCACAUGCGAGCUUCUGUACGUGUGGUCUCGGUUGUCCUACUUUAUUUGAAAAGGAGUCGAGACAGAAAAGAGUAGUGAAUAAGCCCACGGAAUAAUUACACUACUGUCCUCACACAGAUGGGGAGGUAGGUGUAGCUCCGCAUAGAUGGGCUCUGGUAGCAACUACAUUGACGUUACCCAUCAUCUUAACAACUUAAGUCACUGAUCUUUAACUAGCCGCCUACUGUUCAGUGGGGGUCAUGUUCAGCGCCGUUUCUGUGCACAGAUGUCUAAAACAAAUGCAAAACCUGCGAUAUCUUUGUCGUUUCUCCACCUGUUCCAUGUUGUCGGGAACUCACUCACGUAUCAAAACCACACAGCUUGGUAUCGCAAAAAUGGACCUCUCGACUUCGCCCAUCUGUGAGUCUGGCGUCGGCCAAAUGGACCUGGGUAGCCGAAUCAAGCGUGUGUCCAUAGAGGGAAACAUUGCGGUGGGGAAGUCCACGUUCGCACGGCUUCUACAAAACGUGUGUCAGGACUGGGAGGUGAUUCCUGAGCCAGUCAGCAAAUGGCAGAAUAUCGAGGGCACAUCCCAGGAGACGUCGGCGGGUAACCUGCUGGAGAUGAUGUAUGCGGACACGCCGCGCUGGUCCUACACAUUCCAGACGUUCAGCCUCCUGAGCCGCCUACGCACUCAGCUUCAGCCGCCCCCCCCACAGCUGCUGCACUCCUCAAACACACCUGUGCAGGUGUAUGAGCGCUCCGUUUACAGUGACAGGUACAUUUUUGCGCUCACUAUGUUUCAGUUGGGCUGCAUCAACGCUGCGGAGUGGGCGGUGUAUCAGGACUGGCACUCGUUCCUUCUAGAGCAGUUUGGGGCGCUCGUGCAGCUGGAGGGCAUCAUCUACCUCAGAGCCCCACCAGAGACAUGUAUGGCACGGUUAGGGAUGAGAGGGAGAGAGGAGGAAAGAGGGGUCAAGCUGGACUACUUACAGAAACUGCACUCACAGCAUGAGAGCUGGCUAAUGGACAAGACCACUGUGCUUCACUCAGAGAAGCUGAAGCAGCUUCCUAUAUUGGUGCUCGAUGCAGGGGUGGAGUUUGAGAGCGACCCAGAAGUGCGGGAGAUGCUUACCACAAAGGUCAAGGAAUUCUUCAGGUCAUUAUGACCCCUCCCAAAAGCACUGGUCAAAAACAGAAUGCCCUCCGUACUUCAAGGAGUAGUGAACUUUUAAAUUAUAAAGACAAUGUUUUUCAUGUUGAUGAAUGAUGUUUUGCUUAGUUUGUCUUAGUUUGCUAAAUCAUGUUCAGAACAACAUGUACAGACUCUUUAUUCCAUGUACAUAUAUAAACAUUGUUUUAUUUAUUUGAAAGGUUUAUGUCUCCCAUUUGUUUUUAGUUCCUAGAAAUUAGAUGGGCAUCGCUUAUUAGAAUUCCAUUAAAUACAAAAUUAAAAAUCACAUCAAAAUCUUCUCCUGAUCCUGUGUGGUUUGACCACUGGUCAUAUUAACUGCCUAAACAACAUUUUCAUCAACAAGUUGGUUUCCUUGGUAAGAUGCUCAACAAUACUUCAUACAGUAUCAUACAGACCCUUUAAGGCUUGAAAUAAUUGAAAACCCUCCAUACUGGAAGUUGUCUAAUGGAGAGACACUUACAUUUGAGAAGUAGGCCAUCGGACAACCCUUGGUAGACAAGUGUGUGAAUAUGAUGAUUGGAGACUGGUAUAGUACAUCUUGUGUGAGUUCGAUGAAUGGAGACUUUGUAAUGUCCAACUGUACGCUAAUAAAAGCGACAUUCCACAACUGUGGAUGUUGUUUUUGCGGUAAA
Molecule: messenger RNA, 1834 nt
Organism: Clupea harengus (Atlantic herring)
Lineage: Eukaryota; Metazoa; Chordata; Actinopteri; Clupeiformes; Clupeidae
Gene: dguok
Product: deoxyguanosine kinase
Cellular component (GO): mitochondrion; cytoplasm
Molecular function (GO): deoxyguanosine kinase activity
Source: RefSeq, a predicted model, not a curated record